AUGUCUGUCCCUAAGAUUGCUGGUAUCCUCCUCGGAUCGGCCGCCAUGGUCUCCGCUCACGGCUACGUUACCGGUGCUGUCGUUGAUGGCCAGUACUAUGGCGGUUACCUUGCCGACUCCUACGGCUACAUGGCCGAUCCUCCCAAGGUCAUCGGCUGGUCCACCACUGUCCGUGACAACGGCUUCGUCGAUGGCACCGGCUACGCGACUCCCGACAUCAUCUGCCACCGUGGUGCUAAGCCCGGCGCUAUUUCCGCCCCCAUUAAGGCCGGUGGUAAGGUCGAGCUCCAGUGGACCCAGUGGCCCGAAAGCCACAAGGGUCCUGUCCUGAACUACCUCGCCAAGUGCGACGGUGACUGCUCUACCGCCGACAAGACCAGCCUCGAGUGGUUCAAGAUCGAGGCUGAGGGUCUCUUCAAUGAUGGCACGUGGGCCUCCGAUGCCCUGAUUGCCAACAACAACACUGGCUCCGUCACCAUCCCCAGCUCCCUCGCCGCUGGUAACUACGUUCUCCGUCACGAGAUCAUCGCUCUGCACUCUGCCGAGAACAAGGAUGGUGCUCAGAACUACCCCCAGUGCUUGAACCUCAAGGUCACUGGUGGUGGCAGCGACUCCCCCUCCGGUGUCGUCGGCACCUCCCUCUACAAGGACACUGACCCCGGUAUCCUCGUCAACAUCUACAACAACCUGAAGAGCUACGUUAUCCCCGGUCCCGCUGUCUACUCGGCCGGUGAUUCCUCUUCCUCUGGCUCCAACGCCGCCGCCCCUGCCACCACUGCCGCCGCCACUCCCACUGGUACCUCCUCCGGUGCUUCUUCCGUUAGUGCUUCCCCCAAAUCCAGCUCCGUUGUGAGCGCCUCCUCCACCCCAGACCAUCCCAAGUCUACUCGCCUGCCCCGUCCCUCGCCCAGCGGUCGCCCAAAGAAGCAUUGCAAGCCCAAGAACAAGAAGAAGACGACCACUUCUGCUGCCACUGCUGCUGCCACUGCCACUACCACCACGGCUACUACUGCCGGAGAAGCCGCCGCUACCAUUACAGCAAACGUUACUGACUCGAUUCAUGCACAGACUUCUAGCGCCGCUGACUCCGUCACCGUUACCGCCAGCGCUGGAGGCCAGUCCGCCCAGGCUACCUCCGCCCCCGGCAGCAGCUCUGGCUCCGCCUCCUCUGGUUCUUCCACUUCCUCUGGCUCCGCCUCCUCUGGCUCCGCCUCCUCUGGCUCCGCCUCCUCUGGCUCCGCCUCCUCUGGCUCCGCCUCUUCUUCUUCCGGCGCCAGCUCUUACAACUCCCAGGACUGGUCCUCCUACCUGAGCUCCCUCAGCGCCGAACAGGCCCUGAGCGUUGUUCGUGACACCAUCAAGUGGCUCGUCAGCGACCAGAAGAUUCACGCCCGUGACCUCCGCGUCUAA
Penicillium diatomitis is the source of this 1410-nucleotide messenger RNA. Its product is annotated as AA9 family lytic polysaccharide monooxygenase. Lineage: Eukaryota; Fungi; Ascomycota; Eurotiomycetes; Eurotiales; Aspergillaceae. The transcript has a single exon. Bases 1 to 1410 code for a protein of 469 amino acids. The record is from RefSeq and is a predicted model, not a curated record.